AUGGUCGCAAAAGGACGCGCGGCUGCUUACGCGACACAAACCCCUACGCUAUGCCGCGUUAGGCAGCUUCCGAAAGAGUCGACCAGAGACGUGCAAGAAAUGGAAGAGUUGUCUGCUGCACUUGAUGGACCUUUUACAGAAGCGGUGGACAACUCCGAAACAUCUGGAGAUGAGCUCUUAGUGGGCCCUGCACUUCUUGUAAGGGAGCAAAGGACUCGCGCGGCCAGACUUUACAACAAUGUCGUCACGUGGUCGCUUUGGUAUGCCCACACUAACGGUAUGCCAAAGGAUGGCUGGAUUGUUGACGUGGAGAAGUUCGUGUGCGGCUGCAAAUUCUACAAUAAGUUUAAAACCUGCUGCCACAUUGUGAUCGCGCGCAAGGUAAAGAGUCUAAGUCGUCCGGGUGUUGAAGACAAAUCCGAGAAGCUGAUUAACCGGCAAGUCCGCAAGAUCAAAAGUGGCUCGCUGGGGAAGCGCAGCAAAACAGAAGAGAAAGCGGUUACUAACGUUGCCGCAGAAACAGAAGUGCCACUACAAGAGUCAAGUGAUGGCCGCCCACUGUUAGCGUCUAGGGCCCUGGACUUGCAGUACGUCUUGUGCUCGGACACGUGA
Molecule: messenger RNA, 612 nt
Organism: Phytophthora sojae
Lineage: Eukaryota; Oomycota; Peronosporomycetes; Peronosporales; Peronosporaceae
Exons: 1
Coding region: 1-612 (203 amino acids)
Source: RefSeq, a predicted model, not a curated record